Messenger RNA from Oldenlandia corymbosa var. corymbosa, 995 nucleotides. Lineage: Eukaryota; Viridiplantae; Streptophyta; Magnoliopsida; Gentianales; Rubiaceae. The record is from the annotation of a GenBank genome assembly.
GCUAUAGAGCCAGUUUUUAGGAAAAACAUAGAUGGCCAUUACAGGCCUAAUGUGAGCAGUAGCAUCCGUAAAGAAAAAACAGAAAAAAUAAUAAAAGAAAAUAAAGAAAUUUGAUUCGGUGAGUGUAGUUAGAGAGAAGGGGGAGGAAAUUUUUUUAAGAAGUUGUUAAAUUUUAAAACUUUUUAUCUUGCAAAUUUUAUUCUGAUAAGUUGUCCCCAAAUUUAACAAUAAAAAAAAUUUCAAAUCACUUUUAUUAAUAUGAUAAGAUAAUAGGAUCUUUUAAAAUUUGAAUUCACUCCAUAUUUCAAAAUACUCAAUAUGCAUUGCAUUAUAAAUAUUGGAGUUAUUUCUUGAUCGAAUUCCAUAGUCAAACUUUCUUUCCUAUUAUUAAAAGUAAAAAAAAAAAAUAUCAAUGGCUUCAAGCUAUGAUAUGUUGGACAAACUUGACUGUUCACGUAAAAUUGGAUAGAAUGUGAGGGUUCGUGUUUUGAGAGCUUGGAGGAAGAUGGAAUUCAACAAUCCAAAUGAGCCUUACAUGGUGGAGUGCAGUUUGCUGGAUGAAAAGGGUAAUAGAGCAGUGGCACAAGUUAGGAAGGAACUUAUUUAUAUGUUCGAAAGAAGCUUGAAAGAAGGGGAAUACAAACAAAUAAGAAAUUUUGGCACUGCUGUUGACAAAGAUUUUCAUCGGUUCUGCAACAAUGAUUACAAGAUAAUAUUCAAACGCAAUACAAGAGGUUUGAUGUCGAGAAAUUUCCUACUGGUGAAGCAUGAGGGAAAUAUGGUUUCCGCUUUGCAAAGUUCUCCGACAUAAUCGAAAUGAAGUUAGAUGAAGUUUUUUUAAUUGGUACUUUUAAAUUCAAUUUUUAUUGAUUAUGUGUUGGAGUUUUAUAUGAUUAAAGUUCGUUUUUUUGCAUUAUUCAUAGAUGUAAUUGGUGAAGUACGUGCCAUUAGUUUAAGCAAACUGUUAAUAUCAAAGAAGUUGACAAGGAUUUGUU